This is a messenger RNA of Rasamsonia emersonii CBS 393.64, 1149 nucleotides long. Its product is annotated as Endo-1,3(4)-beta-glucanase. Gene Ontology annotation, molecular function: hydrolase activity, hydrolyzing O-glycosyl compounds. The record is from RefSeq and is a predicted model, not a curated record. Bases 1 to 1149 code for a protein of 382 amino acids. Gene Ontology annotation, biological process: glucan catabolic process. NCBI's taxonomy places the organism in Eukaryota, Fungi, Ascomycota, Eurotiomycetes, Eurotiales, Trichocomaceae. The transcript is spliced from 3 exons.
AUGGGCCGUUACGACCCCGUGUCGCAGCCCCAAAAGAAUGAACCAGAUACCUUCGCUCCACCACCGCCUACGUAUUACAAUGGUCCGGUUGCAGCUGCAUCUGGAGGCUUUCCAUCGCGCUCGAAAUUCGACCCUCGUGGGUGGAGUCUGCGCAAAAAGAUUCUAGCCGGCUUAGCUGUUGCCAUCGUGAUAGUCGUGGUGAUCGUGGGACCAUACGAAGGCGUCAAGCAAAAUCGCUACCCCAACUACUACCCGCUCAAAUAUUCCUUGAAGGACACCUACCAGGGAGCCAAUUUCUUCGACAAUUUCGAGUACUGGUCGGCUCCUGAUCCGGCUCAGGGCUUCGUUCACUAUCUUGAUGCAGCAGGUGCCAAAUGGUCAAACCUGUCCUAUGCGACCGACACUUCUGCUGUCAUCAAAGUCGACACCACAUAUCCCAAUACCGUCGGGGGUCGAAACUCGAUCCGGAUCCAGUCGAAGAAAACGUACAAUGAUGGCCUCUUUAUCUUUGACAUCCUGCACUCCCCGUACGGGUGCGGGACAUGGCCAGCAUUGUGGCUGGCGGACGCAUACAACUGGCCUACAAACGGUGAAAUCGAUGUGGUCGAGGCCAACAAUGCUGGGACAUUCGGGAACCAAAUGACCCUCCACACCACCAAAGGCUGCACCAUGGGCGUCAAGCGGAAGCAGACGGGCAGCGUCAUUGCCAAAGACUGCUACAACGUCACCAACAACAACCAGGGUUGCGGGGUUCAGGCGCCGCCUGCUACGUACGGGCCUGAAUUUAACGCCAAUGGCGGAGGGGUUUAUGCGGCGGAGCUGAGAGAUGCCGGGAUCCGGGUCUGGUUCUUCCCUCGCGACUCGAUUCCCACCGACAUCACCGACCCCAACGCGACGCCCGACCCGUCGACCUGGGGAGAAGCGUUGGCCGACUUUCCCAGCACUGACUGUGACAUUGCGUCUCAUUUCCGCAACCAGAGCAUCAUCGCCAAUAUCGAUCUGUGCGGGCAGCUGGGAGGGCAGGUCAGCCUCUACAAUGAGCAAUCCCACUGUCCCGGGACGUGCACGGACUUUGUGGCCAACAACCCGGGCGCCUUUAAUGAGGCGUACUGGGAGUUUAAGAGUUUCAAAGUUUAUCAAGCGAGUUAA